CUUAAAUUAUUAAGAAUUUUGAUAUUUAAUUGAACUUAAAUUUUAAAAAAAUGUAUAUUUUGUUUAUAAACAAGGACUCGACUGGGGAAACAAAAUGGAAGUGUUUGAUGAAAUAAGGGGACCGAUGUCCGAGCGGGGGACUAGUCAGGCCUGCCAACGUCCAAGCCCAGGAAAAAAAACCGCCUUGAAUAGCCGACAACAUUGAUAAGCUUGCAUAUGAGAAACAUAGAACGGUGUAGCUGGGGUUUUGAAGGUUCUCAAAUCGAUCCAGAUGGAAAGAAAAGUUAGCGAAGAAGCGAUGGAGACCAUCACGGAGAGGCUGUCGGCUCUCGAUAAUCUCUAUUUCCCACGCGCCCUUCAAUCUUCGGCCUCCGAUCCCUCCAAUCGCAAAUCCAUCCUCCACGACCUCCUUUCCCGUGACGUCCCUGUCUUCUUAGAAAGAUAUGGGUCUCAGCUGACUAGUGAUGAGCUCCAUGAAUUUGAUGCACUUAACGAUGAUUAUGAGGUUAAUUGGCACUUAAAGCAUCUUAGAAGCAAGAUGAGCCCGACUUCAGAAGAAUUGAAAUUGAGGUCCGUGACUGUCAAGAAUCGGAGGCGGGCUUACUUGAAUAAAUUGGUGUGUGAUGGGCAUUACUUUUCGGAGGAUGCGAUGAGGGAAAGGGAGCCUUAUUUGCAUCACGAAUAUUUAGGGAGGUUUCAGGAUUUAAGUGGGAGGAGCAUGGCCAGGCCUGGGGAACGCUGGUCUGAGACUUUGAUGAGGAGGUGUGAGGAAGCUAGGUUGGUUGCUAAGAUUAGGGAGGAGCAGCAGAGGCUUGGUGUCGCUCAAAAAGAUUGGGUUGGUAAUGAGACCCAUCCUCAACAACAAGAAGAGGAGGAGGAGGAGGAGGAGGAAGAAGAGGAGGAGGAGGAAGAUGAGGAUGAAAUGAAAAUGGAAAAUGGAGGCAACCAUGGAAAGAAUAUGCUUUUGGACCAUCUUGGGGAUGACAUUGUUGCUGCUUCUGCAACUGUGGAGCAACACGAAGAAGCACCUUCUGCAGAAGAAAUGCAAGAAAGGAUGGAUCAGUUCACCUACAUCAUGCAGCAGAAGUUUCUCUCUGGUGAAGAUUAUGAGUAUUUAGAUUACUCUAAAAUAGAUGAUGAUGAGACCUUGGAUGAUCACUGGCUUAGGGAAGCUAACCAUGAUGCAGAAGAGAAGUAUUUUGCUGAAGAUUAAGAACGGAAAAUUACAUCCAUUCAUCUCCCAACAUUUGCAGAUAUCUCUUCGUUAUAGCAGUGGUUAGUGAUUAUCUUUUUCUACUUAUGUACCUAACUAACUUCUCAUAUAAAUAUUAUGGAAUGGCAUGUUCAUGUUGGUAGCCAUUCUUCAGAUAGACCAGCAUUAGAACCAAGGGUAGUAGUUAUCAAAUCUUCUCUGAAGGCAUAUGUGAACUAUCCUUUUUGUGCAUAUAAUGUGAUGAGCAGUUUGUUCUUGUGUGGCUUGAGAAACCACAUAGGGUACUUGACAUUAA
Gossypium raimondii (Peruvian cotton) is the source of this 1508-nucleotide messenger RNA. RefSeq lists its product as uncharacterized. The transcript has 4 exons. The coding region runs from base 272 to 1213 and encodes 313 amino acids. The record is from RefSeq and is a predicted model, not a curated record. NCBI's taxonomy places the organism in Eukaryota, Viridiplantae, Streptophyta, Magnoliopsida, Malvales, Malvaceae.